Mesoplodon densirostris (Blainville's beaked whale) is the source of this 6034-nucleotide messenger RNA. RefSeq names its product zinc finger FYVE-type containing 16 (gene ZFYVE16). Gene Ontology annotation, cellular component: early endosome membrane. The record is from RefSeq and is a predicted model, not a curated record. The transcript is spliced from 18 exons. Gene Ontology annotation, biological process: protein targeting to lysosome; endosomal transport. Bases 308 to 4951 code for a protein of 1547 amino acids. Gene Ontology annotation, molecular function: metal ion binding. Lineage: Eukaryota; Metazoa; Chordata; Mammalia; Artiodactyla; Ziphiidae.
UUCCGGGAAGACAGCAGCGCUGGGGGGAGCAGGCCGCGCUGGCUGCCCAGCAGGCGGGUGUGUCCAGUACAGGCCGCAGGACGCCGGAGGCUGGGGGCGGGGGAAGCUGCGUCUAGGUCAGCGAAGGGCAGAGGAAGCCGGACCCGGACGCAGUCGCCUCCCGAUCCCGGCUCCAAGGCUUCUAGUGGGAAACCGAGUCCCGACCUACGGCCGAUCUUCAGGAGCCCCAGUCACCCCAGUCACCCCAAAACCUCCUCAGGCCUUUCCGGCAUACAAGAAUUAAAUUCUGAGUAAGUCUACAAGUAGGAUGGACAGUUAUUUUAAAGCAGCAGUCAGUGACUUGGACAAACUCCUCGAUGAUUUUGAACAGAAUCCAGAUGAACAAGAUUAUCUCCAAGAUGCACAAAAUUCAUAUGAUUCUAACCACUAUUCAGUCACUUCAGAGUUGGCUUCCUCACAGCUAACUUCACUGCUACCAAAGGAUCAACAAUGCAUUAAUUGUUGUGCCUCAUCAGAAACAGGCUAUGAAACAAAUCAAAUUGCCCUGAAUGAAAAAACACUUGAGGGACAAACUUCUAUACAAAAUGAAAAAAAUGUAACAGGACUUGAUCUCCUUUCUUCUGUGGAUGGUGGCACUUCAGAUGAAAUCCAGCCUCUAUAUAUGGGACGAUGUAGUAAACCUGUGUGUGAUCUGAUAAGUGACAUGGGUAACUUAGUUCAUGUAACUAAUAGUGAAGAAGAUAUUAAAAAAUUAUUGCCAGAUGAUUUUAAGUCUAGUGCAGAUUCCUUGAUUGGACUGGAUUUAUCUUCAGUGUCAGAAACUUUCUGUGUUUCUUCAACAGACCAUGGUAAUAAUACAGUCAGCAGAGAGGAACAGAAUGAUGUUAGUUCUGAAUUGCAAAACAGAGAAAUCAGUGGAACUAAAGAAUUUGGUGUAAAAGUAGAUACAACACUUUCAGAUUCAUGUAAUCACAGAGGAAAAGAAAAUUUAGAGGAUAAAAAGAUCUCUAAUCAGUUAGAACCAGUUGUUGAUUUUAACAUGCCAUCUGCUUUGACUCAACAAAGUUCCAAAAUGUUUGAUGCCAAAGACCACCUACAGUACAAGAACCAGCCAUGUGAAUUAGUAAAAGCUGAUGGCUGUUUGGUAAAAGAGGAGGUAGAUGUGCCAGUCAUAGCUGCCCCAGAACGUUUAAAAGAAGGAGGCAGCACAAGUCCUUUGUCUUGCAGUCUUCCAAAAAAUGGAGGUUUAUGCUUAAAUGAUUCAAAUUUAAGAGAUGAAAAUUUCAAGUUACCUGACUUUUCCUUUCAGGAAGAUAGGACUGAUAUAUUUAUAAAACAAUCUGCAAAAGAAGACUCAAGAAAUUUAGAACUUAAAGAUAAUAAAGAUGAAAUCCAAGAUUCUGCUUCAACUUUACACGUUUCAAGUGAAAAUACAUAUUCCUCAUUGUCCUGUCUUCCAGUACCUGGGUCUUUGUGUGGAUCAUUAAUUGAAAAUAAAGUUCAUGGUGAUUGUUUACCCCAGAAUGAAUAUAAAAAUAAUAUAAAAGAUGCAGUGACUGUGCAUGAAGAAAUACAGAAGAAUAUAACUUCAGGUGGGGAACCUUUGAAGGAGACUGAUCUUUUGAAACAGGAAAAAUGUGAAAACAUACCUCAUCAGCCAUUAAUUGAAAAGAUGGGAGAUAGAAAGGCAGAUUCUAACCAGAUGGUAGUUAGAGUUGAGUCUUUGGAUUACCCUGAUAACACCAGUUCUUCUACAGCUGCAGAAUCUCAAAUAGAGCUUUCUGGUGCGAACGCCCCAGAAUCUCCUGAUUGUUGUGAAGGUUUCACUUUUUCAAGCAAUGAUAUCAAUGGACAAGAUUUGGAUUACUUUAAUAUUGAUGAAGGCAUGAAAAGUGGUGCACCAGUUAGUGAUGCUGAACUUGAUGCCUUUCUAACUGAACAGUAUCUUCAGCCUAGUAACAUAAAAUCAUUUGAAGAAAAUGUAAAUGACUCAAAAUCUCAGAUGAACCAGAUAGAUAUGAAAGGCCCAGAUGAUGGAAAUGUCGAUAAUAUAUAUUUCAAUGCUGAAGCAGAAGCUACUGGGGAAAGUCCUGGUAUUAAUAUGAUUUGCGAAAUGGUUGAUAAACAGAAUACAACAGAAAAUGGUAGCCUUUCUUUAGGGGAAAAAAGUACAAUUCCAGUUGAACAAGUGUUAUCUAGCAGUAAGUCUGAGAUUACAAAUGAAUUAUCAGUCUCUGUUAGUAACAGUCAAUCUGUUCAUGUUGGAGGUGCCAGGCCUAAGCAACUGUUUAGUGUUCCAUCAAGAACAAGGAGUUCAAAGGAACCAAAUAAGCUGGAUGUUCCAAAUAUGCCUGAAAGUGAACCCAGAAUAGUAAAUACCAUUGUUCCAACCACCUGUGCUACAGAUUCUGUGACUGAUCCUCAGGUUAGCUUCAAUUCUAAUUACAUUGAUAUAGAAAGUAAUUUUGAAGGUGGAUCCAGUUUUGUAACUGCAAAUGAAGAAUCUGUGCCUGCAAACACUUGCAAAGAAGGCCUUGUUUUGGGCCGGAAACAACCUACUUGGGUUCCUGAUUCAGAAGCUCCAAAUUGUAUGAACUGCCAAGUCAAAUUUACUUUUACGAAACGGCGACAUCACUGCCGAGCAUGUGGAAAAGUAUUUUGCGGUGUCUGUUGUAAUAGGAAGUGUAAAUUGCAGUAUCUAGAAAAGGAAGCAAGAGUAUGUGUAGUCUGCUAUGAGACUAUUAGUAAAGCUCAGGCAUUUGAAAGGAUGAUGAGUCCAACUGGUUCUAAUCUUACAUCUAAUCAUUCUGAUGAAUGUGCCACCAUCCAGCCUCUUCAGGAGACUCAAACAUCCAGUAUAUCUUCACCUACAACUUUACCAAUCUCAGCACUUAAACAACCAAGUGUUGAAGGAUUAUGCUCCAAAGAACAGAAGAGAGUAUGGUUUGCAGAUGGUAUAUUGCCCAAUGGCGAAGUUGCAGAUACAACAAAAUUAUCUUCUGGAAGUAAAAGAUGUUCUGAAGACUUUAGUCCUCUCUUACCUGAUGUGCCACUGAUGAUAAACACGGUGGAUCAUGCCCAUUCUACUACAGUGGAAAAACCAAACAGUGAGACAGGCGAUAUAAGAAAUGAGAUAAUUCAAAGUCCUAUUUCUCAGGUUCCAUCUGUGGAAAAACUGCCUACAGACACAGGAACUGAGGGGUUGCCUACUUCUGGCUCUUUUACACUAGAUGAUGAUGUUUUUGCAGAAACUGAGGACCUAUCAAGUCCUACUGGUGUCUUGGUUAACAGUAAUUUACCUGUUGCUAGUAUUUCAGAUUAUAGGUUAUUGUGUGGUAUUGACAAGAAUGUUUGCAAUAAGAUUAGUCUUCUACCUGAUGAUGAGGACAGCUUGCCUCCUCUUCUGGUUGCAUCUGGAGAAAAGGGAUCAGUGCCUGUAAUAGAAGAACACCCAUCUCACGAGCAGAUCAUCUUGCUUCUUGAAGGCGAAGGUUUUUGUCCUGUUACAUUUGUCCUAAAUGCUAAUCUACUUGUGAAUGUCAAGUUAGCAUUUUAUUCCUCAGACAAAUAUUGGUACUUCUCAACCAAUGGAUUGCACGGCUUGGGACAGGCAGAAAUUAUUAUUCUAUUGUUACGUUUGCCAAGUGAGGAUACUAUUCCUAAGGACAUCUUCAGACUCUUUAUCACCAUUUAUAAGGACGCUCUGAAAGGAAAAUACAUAGAAAACUUGGACAGUAUUACCUUUACUGAGAGUUUUCUCAGCAGCAAGGAUCAUGGAGGAUUUCUAUUUAUUACACCUACUUUUCAGAAACUUGAUGAUAUCCUGUUACCAAGUAAUCCUUUUCUUUGUGGAAUUCUUAUCCAGAAGCUAGAGAUUCCCUGGGCAAAGGUUUUUCCUAUGCGUUUAAUGUUGAGAUUGGGUGCAGAAUAUAAAGCAUAUCCUGCUCCUUUAACAAGUAUCAGAGGCCGAAAACCUCUUUUUGGAGAAAUAGGACACACUAUUAUGAACUUACUUGUUGACCUUCGAAAUUACCAGUAUACCUUGCAUAAUAUAGAUCAGCUACUGAUUCAUAUGGAAAUGGGGAAAAGCUGCAUAAAAAUACCUCGGAAAAAAUACAAUGAUGUAAUGAAAGUAAUAAAUUCUUCUAAUGAGCAUGUCAUUAGCAUUGGAGCUAGUUUUAGUACAGAAGCAGAUUCUCAUCUAGUCUGUAUACAGAAUGAUGGAGUUUAUCAAACACAGGCCAACAGUGCUACUGGCCAUCCUAGAAAAGUGACAGGUGCAAGUUUUGUGGUAUUCAAUGGAGCCCUAAAAGCAUCUUCAGGAUUUCUUGCUAAGUCCAGCAUAGUUGAAGAUGGCUUAAUGGUACAAAUAACUCCAGAGACCAUGGAUGGCUUGCGGCUAGCUCUACGAGAACAAAAAGACUUUAAAAUUACAUGUGGGAAAGUUGAUGCUGUAGACAUGAGAGAAUAUGUGGACAUCUGCUGGGUAGAUUCUGAAGAAAAAGGAAACAAAGGUGUUAUUAGUUCAGUGGAUGGAAUAUCAUUACAAGGAUUUCCAAGUGAAAAAAUAAAACUGGAAGCAGAUUUUGAAACUGAUGAGAAGAUUGUAAAGUGUACUGAGGUGUUCUACUUUCUAAAGGACCAGGAUUUAUCUAUUUCGGCAACUCCUUAUCAGUUUGCAAAAGAAAUAGCCAUGGCUUGUAGUGCUGCACUGUGCCCUCACCUGAAAACUCUAAAGAGUAAUGGGAUAAAUAAAAUUGGCCUCAGAGUUUCCAUUGACACUGAUAUGGUUGAAUUUCAGGCAGGAUCUGAAGGCCAACUUCUUCCUCAGCAUUAUCUAAAUGAUCUUGAUAGUGCUCUAAUCCCUGUGAUCCACGGUGGGACCUCCAACUCUACUAGUUUACCAUUAGAAAUAGAAUUAGUAUUUUUUAUUAUUGAAAAUCUUUUUUAGUGAAAGGACGUGAGUCGUAUUAUAUUGCAAACUGAUUUGUUAAAACUAACUCCAGCACUAAAGCUGAAAUGCCACAAACACUAAAAGUAAAUAUGUUUGAUAUUUGAAACAUGUUAAGCUUUGCUUUUUAGGCAGGAAUGAUCUUUUAAAAAUCAUUAGCACAAUAUUAAAUAUCCAAAAGCUUAAGAGAUGCACAGUUUUUGAAGCUUUACACUUUACAAGUACUGAAGAAGACAAGGAUUUCUUCUGUCUUUAAAAAAUUUGUAGCAUUUAACUGUGUUAUUUAAAUGCUAAGCCAAAGUAUCUGCAUUUAGGUAUACCUCUUUAUGCCAAGAAUGAUUUUAAUGAAGGCUCUUUUCAGAUGUAAGCUUAUGAAGGAACUACCUUUUUUGUUUAUAUGCCAGUUAAAUUACUGGUUUCUAAAGUCUGUUAAAAAUGUAUUUCAAUGGCACAGACCAGUUUCCAGAUCUUAGACUUAUAUGGUAAUUCUUUGAAUAAGGCAGAUAACUUAUUUGUAUAAUUGGAGUGGAGACCUACCUCCAUGAUUAGAUAAACUGAUUGUUUGCAUUAAAAUCAGAAUUUUGCCUUUUUUCUUUUCAAAUUAUUAUUUUAUAUAUACCUAUAUGGUUUUCUCUUUAUUAAAUGGGUAUUCUUAAAGUAAUUGUGGGUGCUUCAGGAUUUUGUGCUUCUAUAAUUAAGUAUAUUGUUUUUAUAGCGAGAACAUGUGAUUUGGUAUGUGUUUUAUAAAUCUUUAAUAAUUUAUAAAUAGGUAAUAUUUUUGUAUUGCAGUGCAUUAUUUUUCCUCCUUUCCUUCCAAAGUAUACCACUGUAUAUACCACUUCUAAGAGUGACUGACGACAGGCCAGAUGACCCUUGAAGUAGUCAUUAUGUAGCAAUAAAUGAAGCCUGAAACAGGUGUUUUUUUAACUUCUUUAAACCUUAAAAGUUUCUUGGCAAGCCUACAUAUUUUCAUUGACACCAAUGUAUUAAAUAUAAAUUUUAAUGAACUACUUACUUUUGCAUAUUUUAAAUUCUUUAUAUGGUAGUUAUUUUUUAUAACAGGAUAUUAACAUAAGUUAAAUU